UCCUUCAUUUUAAAUUAUCCUUCAUGUGUAUUUUUUAAAGAAAAACGAACAAAUUUGUUUGAAAGGUACAUGAAAUUUUUUAUGUAUAGUUGUUGUCAUAGGUUACAGAUAAACACGAAAAAUAUUUUCAAAAACAACUUUCAUCUCAAUAAAAUGAGACAAAUGCUUAUAAACAAGACGUUGAACAUAACAUGUGCUAGUCAUUCCUACGCCUGGAUGAAAAGAGAUAAUUUAGUAUCAUGACUGUAAAAUCCAAGACAAAUCUAAGAUUCACGGUGAAUAGUAAAUAUGUUUACCUUUUAAAUUACGCAAGAUAAAUUUGGUAAAAUCGCUGUUGUUAAUCUCAUCAUAUUUCAAGCAAAUUAUAUUUUAAAUACAUAUUAAUUCUACUAUAAUCCUUUUUAGAUUUUAGUCAUUUUUCUGAAACGCAUCAUCUCAUACGUUUGAAAAUGUUAUAGAUUUUAGCAAGAGUUGAAAUUUUAUGCUCUACUGAUUCUGAUAAUCACAUGAUGUAGACAAGCGAUCUGUUUUUGUCUUUCCAUUUUAGACAAACAUGUUCGAACUCCUAUGUAGAACAACCGGUGCUCCGACUGCGUUGUCCUUAUUUACAGGGACUAUUUCAAUCCUCUUCAUGAUCACAAAUAUCCCUGGCAACCUUCUAGUGAUCCUAGCAGUCAUCAUCGAUCCCAAUAAGAACCUGAGAAACCCAUUCAACCUCCUCAUAAUGAAUCUAGCGAUCGCUGAUCUAAUUGUAGGUGUCGUCACCAAUCCCCUCUCCAUUCACGUCCACUUCAAGGAACAAAACGAAGAAAUAUCCGAUGGUGAAAUCAAAGCGAUACAUAUGUCCUAUUUUAUAUCAUGCACUGCCAGUGUGUUGAGUAUAGUGUUGUUAGCCUGUGAUCGUUACAUUGCUUUAGGAUAUCCGAUACGUUAUCACGUGAUCAUGAAACGUCAAACACUUUUUAUAUCUGUCAUUUUCAUUUGGUUUCUUUCUAUAUCUUUACCAUUCAUCUACUUUGAAGUAGGUUAUAUUCGAUACGCAUUCAUUUUUGCCAAUACCUCCGUCGUUAUUGCCAUCAUAGUUACAUUAUUCACAUACACUCGUCUCUUAAUGAAAUUCUCUGCUCGAGCAACAUCUUCUUACACCGAGGAUGGAUCUUUUGAUGAACAAAAACACAUCACGGAAAUGUUCAUUGUCGUUAUGAUUGCAGUCAUUUGUUGUUAUCUUCCAUCAACAAUCCUUAUAUACGCCAUGAAUUUUUGUAAAAGCUGCAGUUGCAAUACCAUCCACGCGUUUCGCGAUCUUCAGUUCGUGUUCGUCAUCGCCAACUCAAGCGUGAAUUUCUUCUGCUACGGGUUUCGCUCCAAAAAGUUUCGUUCCGCGUUUAAAGUGAUUCUCAGAUUAAAGAAAUCUUCUGCAGAUGUUGAUAACACGAAUUUUUCGAUGAAUGCGACGCAAGGAGUUACUGAAGUCACAUGAAAAGGCUUGCAAACAACGUGUUCAUAUUAUUAUUAACAAUUGUAAGAGUAUAACAUUUGACUGGGCGUAUAUGUCACAACAGGAAAAUACAAGUUAACACAAGUUUACAUUUCUAAUAUGUGUAUGUUUUAGAUAGUAUUCAUUAGGAUGAUUAAAAAUCAUCAAUCAUCUA
Xenia sp. Carnegie-2017 is the source of this 1652-nucleotide messenger RNA. RefSeq names its product histamine H2 receptor-like. Gene Ontology annotation, biological process: G protein-coupled receptor signaling pathway. NCBI's taxonomy places the organism in Eukaryota, Metazoa, Cnidaria, Anthozoa, Malacalcyonacea, Xeniidae. Gene Ontology annotation, molecular function: G protein-coupled receptor activity. Gene Ontology annotation, cellular component: membrane. The record is from RefSeq and is a predicted model, not a curated record.